AAGCUGUUUUUAAAGACUAACUUGGUUUCCGAUUUAAGUAAUGGCAAACAGAAAAGUGUGUCAAGUUAUGUGAAGUUGGUAUAAUUGCUACUUAGAGGGAGCACUUGAAGGCAGCAUCAGUACUGCAGCCGCCAACGGUGCCGCUGUGUCUGACGAUGGUAGACUGGAAAGAAGGAUGGUCAGGGCUGUCCCCGUCUAACCUGAACAUGAAUGUGUGAUUUGAUUCGUGCCCGUUUAUAGCACUAAACCAGGUUACACGUUUAUUUAGCUUUAGCUAGUUAUACAAGGUUUUUUUUUCUUUUCAAAAAUGGAGGACGACUGUGUUUGUGAGUACGACUCGACCUGGGACACAGAGAGUGAUGGAGACGACCCGGCCGGAGACAGCCAAACCCGUCGGUCAUGUCAAGACAAAAACAAAUCUGGCUGGACUUUAAAUUGGCAUCAUACGCCCAGAAACAUGAGGGCAGCAAAGGACAUGCAGAACUACAGAAGAGGCUAUCCAAAUCUUACAGAUGACGAGUGCUCAGAAGACAAAAUGAACAAUUUGCAGUUUUAUCUCAAUAAAUUUCCCUCUGCUCCUGAUGAUGUCUACAUUGAGUCAUUUCUUAAGGAAUGGAAAAAUGACUACAAAAGACUGGAGAGAGUUCACUCAUACAUUCAGUGGCUGUUUCCACUGCGAGAGCCGGGGGUUAAUUACAUGGCUUCAGAACUCACCAAGAAGGAAAUUGAGGCCUUCAAAAAGAAUGAGGACGCCAAAAGGAGACUAGUCGAGUCCUACGAACUCAUGUUGGGCUUCUAUGGCAUCCGUUUGGUCAACAAAGAGACUGGUGAAGUGAAACGAGCAGAAAACUGGAAGGAGCGAUUUGGAAACCUGGAGCGGAAUAUGCACAACAACCUGCGCAUCACUCGCAUCCUGAAGAGCCUAGGAGAGCUGGGCUUCGAGCACUACCAGGCCCCGCUUGUGCACUUCUUUCUGGAAGAGACUCUCCUCAAGAAGACCCUCAGCAGUGUUAAACGCAGCGUGCUUGACUAUUUCCUGUUUGCUGUCCUGGACAAGCAGAAACGUCAGGAGCUUCUGCGCUUUGCCUACCUUCACUUUGAGCCAAAGGAUAAGUUUGUGUGGUGUCCCAGAAAGAUUCAGAAACAAUUCAGGAAGGCGGAGAAAAGAUCUGAUGCUGUUGGGAAUGGAGAUGGAAAAGAUGAAGUGUAUUCACGGGGUAAAAGCAAAGAUGGAGAAGCAGUUGUGCAAGAAAAAGAGGAUGGACUGGAUAACAUUUCAAAGGCUCAGAAAGGAACUGAUAAAACAGCAAGUAAAGACAAAAACAAACUGUCUGAGGCAUCCCCUGAGCCAAAACCAGACGCUGAGGCUGUCGGAAAUGGAAAUGCAGAGGCUGAGUCUAAUAAUACAAUUUUGGGGGAUGGAAGUGACUCUGCAGAUGAAGAUAAUAUGGAUCAGUCGCCCAGUACUGUGACGGCAAAAAGCGAGCCCUGUGCAGACAGUGAGCACAAAUUUACCAACAACUCGAAGGACACCAUCCAGGAACCAGACAUUAUGCAAACUGAUGGGGACACUGAAAAACCACAGAAGAAAAAGAGAGAAGAUAUCAAGGUGCUGCCAAGCAACGGCUCUGCUGGGGACUUCGCCAGUGGGCAGAUGGAAAAAAAAGAUGGUGCUAAUAAAGCCACUGGUCAAAUGAGCCCAUCAGCACAAACCCCCCUAAAGACUUCAAAACACGCACCCACUCUUUCUUUGGAAAGGGAGGAAAAAAUCCCAAGGACUGAUUUUAAUCCAGUGCUGGAUAAAAAGCAAGAGGAAGAAGCAUCGCAGGCAAAUAUGUCCGCAACAAAUGGGUCACUGAAGAGCACCGACAAAGGAGUGGAUGAACAGACAAAUGGGAAGGAGUCGCAGGAUAUUGAUAUGGAAUCAGACCCCUCAAGCUCAGACCAAAAUGUAGGGAAUUCAUGAAUAAAUUGAAUGAUUGGAGAAAAUACAUUUAAUUUCAGCUUAAAUUAAAUGUAAUAUAGGACAGAGUAUGACUUGAAAAAGACUUUCUGGGCCUUAUUUCUACCAUAUUUGAUGUUUAGAUAUUGAUUAUUUUCACUUUGAAGGAGUAUAUGAAUUCAUUAACUUACUAAAUGUGGGGCUGGAUGUGAGAAUAUUAAAGGAUAAGGCCAGUGAUAUUCUAUAUUUUUGUUUUUGUCAACAAAUCCCAUGAAAAGGUCAAAACAGCAGGGGACUCGAUGAGCCGCUGCAAUCCGCAAGGCUAGGGUCAGGUGACUGACAUAGACAGCCGAAGCUGUCAGCAGGCUAAUUUUCGCUAGCAUUGCUAGCUUGACUACUAGCACAUAACUCAACUGUCCUUGGAAAUUUUGUAAAACUUCAUACAAAAUUGGAAAAAACACUGAAGUGGGAGACUUCCACUAGGUCAGUUCAGAAUGUCUGGGGAAAUAUCAGAUAAUGAAAAGUGCACCACUCUCUGCUAUUAUAGUUAAAGGACAAGAAAUGUAAUUCUCAAUCAUCAAUUUGUGCUGAGUGUGUCCAUUGUAACAUUUUAAAUAAAAAAUCACAAAACCUCAUUAAACCCACAGUCAGUGUGGCCUUACCAUUGUAACAGCUCGCACAGCUAAUAGCAGUCAGCUGACAGUAACCAUGCUAGCAUUGGUGGCUAGCUAACGGUAGCACUACCCUCCCAGUCACGAGACCUUUGGAUUGCAGGUUGUCGUCCGUCGAGAGUCUCCCCAAAACCAACAGUGCGUUAGUCCAUCUCAAUACUUUGACUUCCCUACCCUGUCUGCAGCUCUCAGCUUCAAGCACAUUGGUUCUUAUUGAAGACAUGACUCAUUUUACAGCAGUUUUAUCACAUGACUCAAACGGGAGUGUUUUUGUUGGGGACUAUUUUCAGCCAGGGAUUUGGAAGUAUUAACAGCAGGAGGACCGUGUAUGUGGGAUUGACUCAAAAUAAACUGCAGUGCCUAUGUUUAUUGUAAUGAAGGAACAGGUCAACCAGUGCAACAUUGUGGCUUAUUGAUGCAUUUUACUAGUUUUUGGACACCAAUGGAAGAAUGUGGCACAGAGGAAUAAGCUACUGUAUAUUUGGCUUUGGAUACACAGACAAUACUUGUGAGUGGAAUAAAUACUUAUUGUUGGUUUUGGUAUUUUCAAUGGAUUUGUUGGCAAUAAGAUAAAUAUAGAAUAUUACCAGUAAUGCCUAAUACUGUCAGAAACUUAUAUUUAAUAUCUACAAAAUGCAUAAAGCACUAUUAUUUAUGUAUAUCAAUGAAAUUAUGGUUUCAGCAUUUUUAACACCUUUAAUACUUUCACAGUUGAUUUUUUUUGCACUGAAAAAUAAUAAUUGGAAGAGCUUUUUUUUUCUUUCUGGGCUGUUUUUGUGUGAGUAAAAACAUUCUGUACUGGUUUGUGUUUCUGCUGGACCCUGCUGUUCAAAUGGAUUUAAGACUGAAUGUCACUUAAGUUAUAUUUCAAUGAUGUUGCACAAUCUGUAUGUUUUCAUGCAGAUUUGGAAAGUAGACUUUUGAACAACUGAAAGCCUUGCCAAAAAUGUGAUAAGACUGGUUGAUUGUACAAUAUGUAUGUCUUCUCGGCAGAACUGAUAAAGCUUUGGCUCUAAUUUAAAGUCCACUGUAUGUUAAUUUGAUAUGGGUGCAGUCCAUGAAAAUUUACAAGCCAGGUGAUUAUAUUGAUGCAUCUUUUUAUAUUUGCACUUAAUUUUCGCUAUUAAUUGUUGAAGUGAUGGUAUUUACAUAAUGAAAUGGUAAUAACUUUACAAAAGUGCUGAAUUGUUUAUAUAUGACUUUUUUUCCCCCAACUAAAUAUCUGGCCGAUGACAAAGCAGAAUAAAGUUAUACUAUUUUUUUAUGCUUUUAUGAAAUUAAUCUGUGUUUAGCCAAAGUCUGAGCCCCUUUAAAGUUUAUUAAAUUGCAAUUCUCAGGAUAACACUGUGGUAUAUGUCAGCUUUUGCUUCUAUUCCUGAGACACUUUUAUUUUUUAUUUCCUAGUGCUGCCACUGAUAGACAGACAUAUCAGUCUUUUUUUCCUCAAGCAAACAGACUGAGCCUCAGUGAAGUGACAUGACUCACAACAGAGAGAAGAAAAAAAGAUGUUAAGAGAUAUUGAUGCAACACAAUUUGUUCAGGCCUGAGGAUCAGUGUGGAGUUGAGGGUGUGAGUAAGGACAGUAAAAAAAAAAAAAAAUAUAUAUAUAUAUAUAUAUAUAUAUAUAUAUAUAUAUAUAUAUACCAUUGGAGUUUGAGCUAGCUGUUUGUUAUUGUAUUGUCCAUGCCAGCCUAUAUCUAUAGAGCUACCCAUUCCCUGUUUGAAACAUUAUAAAUAAAACAUUUAACACUUU
Messenger RNA from Siniperca chuatsi (mandarin fish), 4366 nucleotides. It is a transcript of the gene ogfr, whose product is annotated as opioid growth factor receptor. The transcript is spliced from 7 exons. Bases 308 to 1966 code for a protein of 552 amino acids. Gene Ontology annotation, molecular function: opioid growth factor receptor activity. The record is from RefSeq and is a predicted model, not a curated record. Lineage: Eukaryota; Metazoa; Chordata; Actinopteri; Centrarchiformes; Sinipercidae. Gene Ontology annotation, cellular component: membrane.